GACAGAGAAUGGACAGAAGAUGAGAGAGUGGAAAUGGAGAAAUCUGCUCUAUGGAUUGAAUAUAACAAAGAUGAAAAAAAGGGUUUUACUGAAUUUGCAAAGAAGAACCGAAAACUGAAAGAAACUGAAGAGCAGCUAAAAAACACUAAGCUGGAACUGGACAGCACGUGUAAAUCACUGGAACAUAAAGAGCAACAGCUAGAGGACUGUAAAAGACUAAUAAAUAAUAAAGAUACAGAACUGAGAAACAGAGAGAAAAUCAUGCAGGAGAAAAAUACACUACUCAAAGAUACAAAUACAAAACUAGAGAAGACGACUAAAGAGCUACAGGAGAGAGAAAGAGCUCUACAUGAGAGAGCUCAACAACUGAAACUGAAAGACACACAGAUGCAGGAGGCACGAAUACAAGUGGAGGAAAAGGAGAAAAGACUUGUGGAGAAGGAUAAAAAAUUAAAUGAGAAAAAUGAACAGCUGAAGGUUCUAAAAGAACGUUUAGAGACUAAUGAGAAGCCUCUUUCUGAGAGAGGUGUAAUGUUAAUGGACACAAAUGAAAAACUUCAAAAUGUCACUGAACAAAUUAAGGAGAAAAUCUCAGAACUGGAGAAUAUUUACAAACUGCUGAGUGAGAAAGAAACACAGCUGAAGAACACAGAUAAAGAGCUGGAAACCAGUAAAAAUAAACUGGAGACACUGGGACAGGAGCUGCAGGACAAGAAGAGACAGCUACAGGAGAUGAUGGUCGUACUGGAGCAACAGAAAACUGAGUUAGCAGAAAAAAACAAACAGAAUGAGAGAGAAACACAGCUAAUGGAAAGAGACAAACAGCUUCAGGAGAAAUACACACUUCUAGAGGAGAAAAAAAAGCAGCUGCAGGAACAGACAUAUCCAGAAUCAUCAGCUCCCAUCAGAAGAAGAAACAGCAAUGAUUGGUUACCUCCAGCAAUGAGCAGAGAGACUCAGGACUCAGCAGCACCAAUCAGGAGAAGAAAUAGUAUGGAGGGAAGAUGCCUAAAAUUGGUUGGAGAAUCGUCUAGUCCACAUUCUCCCGUGUCGGUUCCUGUAGCCGAACUGAGGCUGGUGCUGCUGGGAAGGACUGGGUCUGGAAAGAGUGCAGCAGGAAACACCAUCCUGGGCAGAGUGGAGAGGAACCAGGCUGCUACAUCUACAGCUACAUCUACAUCCACCCAACAGAGUGACAGCACACAGGGAGAGGUGGCUGGGAGGAAGGUGUCUGUGGUGGACACAUCUGACUGGUUCUCUCCUGGAAUCUCUCUGGAGAAGCUGAGACAGGAUGUGGGACUCUGUGUCCGUCUGUCUGCUCCAGGAACCCACGCCUUCCUCCUGCUCAUACCUGUAAAGCAGCCCAUAGGAGAGGAGAGAGGCACGUUGGAGAAAAUGGAGGAGAUGUUUGGAGAGAGAUGUUGGAGAAACACAAUGAUCAUAUUCAGUGUUACUGAUGAACUUCAGAAGAAGAACAUUGAGGAGUUUAUCCAAUCCGGAGACCAGGAGGUCCAGAUACUUGUAGAGAAAUGCGGGAACAGGUUUCACUGUCUCAACAUUAAGGAAAGUGGAGAUGGUUCUCAGGUCUCAGAGCUGCUGGAGAAGAUAGAGAAGAUGGUGGAAGGAAGCAGAGAGAAAUUCUACAGCAGUGAGAUCUACCUGGAGACAGAAUCUCAGAUUAGAGCAAUGGAGACAAAGAUCCUGAAGGAAAGAGAAGAGAAAAGAAUGAGAGUGGAGAUGGAGAUGAUGAAAAAAAUAGAAAAGGAGAUGCAUGAUUCUCUGAGAAAGAUAGAGGGAGUGAUCCAGGAGCAUGAAGGAGACAUCAGACAACUUAAUGACCGAACAACUGAACUGGAGAGAAAGAUGAAAGAAGAGAAGGAUGAGGAGACAAAGAGAGAACUUGGGAGGGAGCUGAAACAAGAGGUAGACAGAAGGACAGAGAUGGAAGAAAAGGUGAAGAAACUAAAAGAAAAGAGAGAGAGGGAGAGGAGAGAGAUGGAGGAGAGGCAUCAACAGGAGAUGGAGGAAAUCAGGGAGGUGUAUGAAGGAGAAGUCAGGAUGGAGGCAGAGAAAAACCUCAUGAAGAUCAUCCUGCCUGAACUCCAGAGAAACAUUUUGGCCUCAAAAACAAAGAUGCAGGAAGAGUUCAGCAGACAGAUGGAGGAGAAGCAUAGAGAGCUGGAAACUCUUAAACAGAAACUUUCAGAGCUCACAGAGAUUCUCAGACUGAGGGAUGAAGUCUAACAGACAACAGUGAUGAGCUUAACAUAUCAGAACCAGCAGCAGCUUUAAAUUGUGUUAACAGUGUAUGUAUGACUUUGGGUAAAAAUCACAGAAUUAUUUUUAUUGUGGCUUGAAAUCAGCAGUCUUAUAUAACUGCAUUAUUUUCUUGCUCACCACCGUGUUUUAUUCCAUAAUGGUGCUAGUUAGGGGAGUCUAUAAUGAUAUAAACACAGGAACUGAAAUCAUGCAGUGACACUUUUCCUGUGUUUAAUAAUGUUAUGAUGUCACUUUUACUUUUUAAACUCAGUUCUCCUCCUUUCUGGUUCUGCGUCUUAAUUCAUGCCUCAUUUCUGUAAUAGAAACACAACAACAUACUCUAUAUGUGUAAUCCAGUUGAAUAUAUUUUAUUAACGAUGCAUUAAAUGUUUUUACUUUAUAUGCAAAUAUAUAAGAAUAUAAAUAAGAAUUGUAAUAAAUCCCUCCACCAGUAGUGGCCAAAAACAAGCUGUUGUUUAUUUUUCUUUUUCAUGAUGGAAGGCAGAUUGGAUCCUUAUUUCUGCACAUCAGUGGAUGAGUAACAGCAGAACAGAUCUAU
This is a messenger RNA of Ictalurus furcatus (blue catfish), 2818 nucleotides long. Its product is annotated as trichohyalin-like. Lineage: Eukaryota; Metazoa; Chordata; Actinopteri; Siluriformes; Ictaluridae. The transcript is spliced from 4 exons. The record is from RefSeq and is a predicted model, not a curated record. Gene Ontology annotation, molecular function: GTP binding. The coding region runs from base 34 to 2244 and encodes 736 amino acids.